GGCUUUCAUAUCUCCAGUUCAAUAUUUCAAUGCUUAGUGAUAGGCCAGGAGUAAACCUUCUCCCAUCCCUCCUACUAGUGGUGGGCGUACUGGGCUGGGGGGCGUGGCAUGAGAUUAGGAUACAGGAGCAGGGGAGGAGGAUUCAGGAGUUGGAAAACAGGAUAAUUAAUCUGGAAAACCUGGAUGAGAUAAACCUAGCAGAGGAGGAGUAUAUAAAGGAUAGAAGUAGAAGAGAAUCCCCAGUGCAGUACAAUACUCAGAAUCCAUUGUUUACUAAAACAAGAUUUAGAUCAGAUGAUGGCAUUCCAAUCCUCAACCAAAAAUAUAAGAAUUCUGUAAAUGUUUACGAGGAGGUUGAAAAGGAAGGAGAUGCUCAGGGGUUCAAGGUUUACAAUGCAUGGUUCAACCAUAAGCGUGAGAAGGAUAUAAAGAAUGACCCUAGGGUUGUGUGGUCCCAUCCAACAGAUUCUCCAGUAAGACCAUAUCACAGAAAGUCAGCUGCUUGGUCUAGUAUAGGAGAUGAAGAUGAUGAAGACGACAUUGAAUUUAAAACCUAUGGCAACUCCCUCAACAAAGACAAGAUGAAAAGAAUCAAGACAAACUCACAUUUCAACUCAAUCAACCUUCUCAGAAAUAGGGUCAAGGUCACAGAUGCAAAGGAAUACCAGGCCUCAAUUGCAACAGCAACACAAUCUACAUCAACAACAACAACAACAACAACAGCAUCAACAACAACAACAACAACAACAACAUCUUCAACAACAAGCGAUGUUUUCACAAGUGUUGCUUCACAGCAAGUUAUAAGAGAACGUGGAUAUAGGAACAGAGCUGGGUUAAGAUCUCAUUCAUCCAGAUCUAAUGGCAGACAUAGCAGACAAAGAGGUCAUAGUUCUGGGAGAGAAGGUAGAAGAGGCGAACUUAGCGGUCUUCUAGCUGUACAUAUGCAGGCUGAACCGGAUGUUGAAGAUUCAGCUGCUGAUGGAAUAUUCAGAAACUGGAGUAUGGCCAGGUGGGCUAAAAGACUACAUUUGGAUGACAAAUUUGCUCUUGAAGAUGGCAGGUUGGGUAUAUCUUCUCCUGGUGUUUACUACAUCUAUGCACAGAUAAACUACCUGGAUGAGCAUGACGUCAAUGGUUUCCAAAUAUACGUGAAUGAAACUCCUUUUGUGUUAUGUACAACUAUGACUCAUACUCCACAACAGACAACAAAGGUGAACACGUGCUAUACUGGAGGUGUCGUCUUUCUGGAGCAGGGAGAUACUGUACACAUUAAGAACCUGGAAAAAAACAGAAUUUCAGUUUUUCUGCCAGCACAUUCAUUCUUUGGUUUGGUUCAACUCUCUCAAGCGGGGAUUUGAGAUUUCUUUCAAAUUAAACAAUGUUUUCAACAAAAUCCAAAAUACUAUAGUAUACUCUAUGUAAUUAUUCAUAUAUAUGCCAAUGACUAAAUACGGUAAUACAAUAUUUUUAGUUAAUUUUAUCAUAAAUAAUAGCUGAAGCAUGCGUGGCGUUGACCGAAAGAUCAUCAAGAGAUCGUCCAAUACUUGGCGACAGAAAACUCCAAUAGAUUUAAAGGAUUUUAUUUAAAGUAACAUUUAAAUAUUUCCGAUUGACUAGGGUUUCCUUCAUGGAAGAUAUUAUUAUUCAUUUAUCUAAUAAAAGUGUUUAAUUCCUUUA
Eurytemora carolleeae is the source of this 1677-nucleotide messenger RNA. Its product is annotated as protein eiger. Gene Ontology annotation, biological process: immune response. Gene Ontology annotation, molecular function: receptor ligand activity; tumor necrosis factor receptor binding. The transcript is spliced from 16 exons. The coding region runs from base 30 to 1358 and encodes 442 amino acids. Gene Ontology annotation, cellular component: membrane. Lineage: Eukaryota; Metazoa; Arthropoda; Copepoda; Calanoida; Temoridae. The record is from RefSeq and is a predicted model, not a curated record.